Messenger RNA from Astrephomene gubernaculifera, 627 nucleotides. NCBI's taxonomy places the organism in Eukaryota, Viridiplantae, Chlorophyta, Chlorophyceae, Chlamydomonadales, Astrephomenaceae. The record is from the annotation of a GenBank genome assembly.
GCCGGAGCUAAAAAAUGAAGCUGCUUCUGGCCAGCCGGACCCUCCCGGUCCCUGAUGGGAUUAAAAUCGAGGUCAAGGGCCGGGCGGUCCGCGUGAAGGGGCCUCGCGGCACCCUCACGCGCGACUUCAAGCACCUGGCUGUUGAUAUGUUCCUCACGGAGCAGGACGGGGCCAAGGUGCUGCAGGUCGACUGCCACUUCGGCAAGAAGAAGCGGCUUGCUUCUAUUCGCACCGUUUGCUCGCAUGUGAAGAACAUGUUCACGGGAGUCACCAAGGGAUUCGAGUACAAGAUGCGCCUGGUGUACGCCCACUUUCCCAUUAACAUCAACAUCGAGAACCAGGGCAAGAAGGUGGAGAUUCGCAACUUCCUGGGCGAGAAGCGCGUGCGCGUUGUCAACAUGCUGGACGGCGUUAAGAUUGCGCGCUCGGAGGGCGUGAAGGAUGAGCUGGUCCUCUCCGGCAACGACUUGGAGAACGUGUCGCGCUCCGCCGCCCUGGUCAGCCAGUCCUGCCGCGUCCGCGUCCUGGAUAUCCGCAAGUUCCUGGACGGCAUCUACGUGUCGGAGAAGGGCCUGCUGGUGAAGGACUAAAUUUCUCGCAGCGUGUGUAACGGCGCAGUAAGAGCCC